Colletotrichum lupini is the source of this 567-nucleotide messenger RNA. RefSeq lists its product as uncharacterized. NCBI's taxonomy places the organism in Eukaryota, Fungi, Ascomycota, Sordariomycetes, Glomerellales, Glomerellaceae. Bases 1 to 567 code for a protein of 188 amino acids. The transcript is spliced from 2 exons. The record is from RefSeq and is a predicted model, not a curated record.
AUGGAAAAGGGUCUUUUUGACGAAUCAUCCUCGAGUGAAGUUUCUCAAGAAGGCUGGGAUAAGAUGAUCGAAGUCUGGAAGAACACCGUCGACUGUCAAAAGCUGCAUGAGGAUAAUACCGAUGUCGAUUGGAACGAGCCGCUAUGCUUUGCAUUAUCGAUUGCCAUAGCGCGCAACCAGAAGUCAAUGAAUACAUGGGCACCGGAAGAUAUCCAAGAUGCUUUGGGCAUGUCAAAGACAACUGAUGACACGCCUAUUCUGGGUGUUUUGAUCGAUGUGCCCAAGGCUGGCAAAGGAGCAGAGGUUAGGAAGGAAGACUCUCGGUCGGUAAAGAUAUCUAGGGUCAGCACAAUGGAAAACCUUUCGGACCGGAGGGUCAGAACGCCCAAAGAUGCCAAGAAAAGACUCUGGGCCAUGUUCUCCGCUGGACCGGAUGAUAUCACUCAUUGUGAGAACACUGUUGGACCAGAUCCCAUUACGCAGCACCAGAUGGCCAACUUCCACCAGAGCCACAAAUCUUUUGAAAAAUAUUUUGACGAGGAGACUGUGGCAAAGCUGAGUACAUGA